Hevea brasiliensis (rubber tree) is the source of this 2086-nucleotide messenger RNA. RefSeq names its product pentatricopeptide repeat-containing protein At1g55890, mitochondrial. Gene Ontology annotation, molecular function: protein binding. Gene Ontology annotation, cellular component: chloroplast. The record is from RefSeq and is a predicted model, not a curated record. Lineage: Eukaryota; Viridiplantae; Streptophyta; Magnoliopsida; Malpighiales; Euphorbiaceae. The transcript is spliced from 2 exons. The coding region runs from base 135 to 1325 and encodes 396 amino acids.
UUAUAUUAACAUAAAAUAUGAUUUGAUUAACUCUAUCUUUGAAUUUCUCUAAUAAUUAAAUGCGGAGUCUCUCAAUUAAAUGCUAGAAUAGUAGCUGUUUUACCGAGUCAUUUCCAUGUCAACUACAGGGGGCUAUGUCUAGCAUCCUCCGCCGCACCUUCUCAUCAUCUGCUCAACUUGCCACCAGUACUGCCACCAUCUCUACAAAAUCACCAACUACUGUCCUCUACGAAGAGCGCAACUUGAAGCGCCUCGUACAGAAGUUCAAAAAAUUCUGUGAAAACAACCGCUUCCGGACCAAUAACGGCAUUUAUGAAGGAGUUGUUAGCCGCCUCGCCGCUGCCAAACGCUUUCAUUGGAUCGAGGAGAUCCUCGACGACCAAAAGAAGUAUGAUGAUAUAUCUAAAGAAGGCUUUAAUGCCCGUUUGAUUUUGCUGUACGGGAAAUCAGGCAUGUUCGAUAAUGCCUACAACGUGUUCGAUGAAAUGCCCGAGAGAAAUUGCAAGAGGACGGUACUAUCCUUCAAUGCGCUGCUGGCAGCAUGUGUCAACUCUAAGAAAUAUGACAAGGUUAAUGAGUUGUUUAGGAAUUUGCCACAGAAGUUGGAGAUCCAACCAGAUUUAGUCUCAUACAAUACAGUUAUUAAGGCAUUUUGUGAGAUGGGUUCGUUGGAUUCAGGGAUUUCUUUACUUAUUGAGAUUGAGAUGAAAGGUGUGCAGCCUGAUUUGAUUACGUUUAAUACACUUUUAAAUGGGUUUUAUGCAAAUGGGCGAUUUGUAGAUGGCGAGAGGUUAUGGAGUCAAAUGGUGCAGAAAAAUAUAUGUCCUGAUAUAUGGAGUUACAAUGCAAAGUUGCUUGGAUUUGCAUUGGAGAAGAGAACAAAAGAUGCAGUUGAGUUAGUUGAAGAAAUGAAGGAUAAGGGGAUUAAACCUAGUACUAUUAGUUUCAAUGCUUUGAUUAAAGGGUUUGUUAAAGAGAAGAAUUUGGAAGAAGCUAAGCGUUGGUACUGUGAAAUAGGGAAUAGUGAUUGUAAGCCAGAUAAAUUCACAUUUGCAACAUUGAUUCCUUUUGUAUGUGAGAAGGAUGAUUUGGGGUUUGCUUUUGAGCUUUCGAAAGUUAUCAUCAGCAGGAAGCUUUUUGUUGACAAGGCAUUGUUACAGCGUGUUGUAGAUGGAUUGUUGAAGGAGUCGAAGAUUCAGGAGGCGAAGGAACUUGCGCAGCUUGGGAACGACAAUAGUUACUGUCGUUAUAAGUUGAUGCUGCCCACUAAGGUGUGCGGUUCCGGUUUGAAUUCAGAAGAUAUCCAAGAAUUGGAAUCAAGCUGAAUUUUUGCUUAUCAUAGAUGUGGACAAAUGGCGUGCUGCUUUUAUCAAUGUGAUUAUGUGGACUUUGUGGACAUCCAGGAAUCUUCUUUUGUGGCAAGAUAUUUAUUAUUCAUCUCAUGAUGUUAUUUCCUUAGCCCAACAUAUGGGAGUCUGCAAACUCUCGAUCUCCUAGCUUUGUUCCAUCUGUGUGUCAGUAAGAGGUGUUGGGUCAAAUGGAAGUUUCCGGAAGCAGGGAAAUCAAAGUGUAAUAUAGACGCUGCUUGCUUUAACUUGGAAAACUUGUCAAGGUUUGGUUCUGUUCUUUGUAAUGAUGAAGCUGGCUUUGUUUGUGCCAUCUCAGGUUUUGCUCAUGGUCAUCACAUUCCAUGAGUAGCUGAGGCAUUAAGUUUCCGCGACACUCUAAUUUGGAUGCGAGAUUAGUUUCCUUCCAAUGUAGAGUUUGAGCUGGAUUCUCUUGAAGUUGUGUAGGCUAUUCAAUCAUAAGAGGAGGAUUGCUAAGAAUUUGUUGCCGUGGUGAGGGAUUGCAAGGCUCCGCCGUCUCAAGGUGAAGGGUAUCCCUUAACUUGGAUUAAAAGGGAAGCAAACAAGGUGGCUCAUUGUUUAGCUAGGGCGUCUUGUUCUUACGCUUCUUUUCUUCUUUUGCUGUUUGGGAUCAUGUCCUCAAUUUCUUAUUUUCGUUGUUAAGUGCCAAUGUCUCUUUUCCAAGUUUUUUUUUCAUAACUUUCAUGGUCCUAAAUUGGAUGUGUUAGGAUGAUUUGUCA